GAGUAGACAGUAGCGUUUCCGCGCUCCUCACAUGAACGCGCAAACUCUCUCCCGUGUAUCGAUGAAGCUGGUUGAAACAUGGCGGACUUCCUGCCGACCCGAUCCGUGCUAUACCAAUACUUCCCUGCUUGCCUGCUUACCAACACCGAGGUUGAACAGCUGAGGAAAUCUAAGGCGAUUGACAAAAGUAUUUCCCGGGACAAAACCUACGUGAAACGACUAGUGAAGAUACUUCUACUGGGCGCGGGCGAGAGCGGCAAAUCCACUUUCCUCAAACAGAUGAGGAUUAUCCACGGGCAGGACUUCGACCAGCAAGCUCGAGAAGAGUUCCGGGCAAUAAUUUACAGCAAUGUUAUCAAAGGUGUGCGUGUGUUGGUGGAUGCACGGGAGAAGCUUCAGAUCCCCUGGGGUUCCCCUGACAACCAGGUGCACGGAGACAAUGUGAUGUCAUUUGACACACGAUCUUCGAUGAUGGUGCACGGCCAGGUGGAGACGAGCGUGUUCCUCAAGUACCUGCCCUCUAUCCAGGCCCUGUGGGCUGACGUUGCCAUACAACAAGCCUACGACAGACGCAGGGAGUUCCAGCUGGGUGAGUCGGUUAAGUAUUUCUUGGACAAUGUGGAGAAGCUGGGGGAGCCGAGCUACAUCCCUUCCCAGCAUGACGUCCUGCUAGCCCGUAAGCCCACUAAGGGCAUUCAUGAGUAUGACUUUGAGAUCAAGAGUAUUCCCUUCAAGAUGGUGGAUGUGGGAGGACAGCGCUCGGAAAGACGGCGGUGGUUUGAGUGUUUUGACUCUGUCACCUCCAUACUGUUCCUAGUGUCUUCUUCAGAGUAUGACCAGGUCUUGAUGGAGGACAGGCAGACCAACCGGCUGAGAGAGUCGUUGAACAUCUUUGAGACGAUUGUCAACAACCGAGUCUUCAUCUCAGUCUCCAUCAUCCUCUUCCUCAACAAGACUGACCUGCUGGAGGAGAAGGUCUUGAAUGUUUCGCUAAGUAAAUACUUCCCAGAGUACAUGGGGCCGGACCACAGCCUGCCGGACGUCCAGAAGUUCCUAGUGGACUGUUUCCGGGAGAAGAGAAGAGACUUGACACAGAAGCCUCUCUACCACCACUUCACCACAGCCAUCAACACAGAGAACAUCCGCCUGGUGUUCCGAGAUGUCAAGGAUACUAUCCUCCAUGACAACCUCAAACAGCUGAUGCUCCAGUGAACUAUGACCUCCAGAGAGGACCUGAGCAAAACCAGCCUCCGAGAGGACCCCAGAGAGGACUUAUUCUCCUGCCUGAAAGAGGACCUGAUUGAGGACCUCUCACCUUUUUAAAAGAGGACCUGCAAUAAACCAGCCUUUAAGAGGACCUGGUUGAGGACACCCAUGCCUUGGGGAGGACCUUGACGUUCCACUUCUGUUUAGAUGUUUUUAUUUGGUUUUUACUGCCCUGUGGUGAGUGGAUGGUCUAAAGACUGCUCUGAAGUCAGUUUGGCUAGGGACAUGAUUGAAUGCUGGAUAAUAAGCUCUGUCCCUGGGCCAGUUUGAUGUCUACCCUGAAGCAUACCGUGCUGUCAUAGCCCUUCUCCUGGUCCACUGGUCUGUGUGACUAACUGAUGGAGAAACCAUAACGCCUUCAUACAACAUCUUAAUAACCCUUAAUCACUGUGUGUGUGUGUGUGUGUGUGUGUGUGUGUGUGUGUGUGUGUGUGUGUGUGUGUGUGUGUGUGCGCGCGCGCGCACGCGCAUGUGUUAAUCUGUACUGAGCUAUCUGUGUAUACCUGUCUAGCCUUAGGUAUUUGCGUAAACUAUCAUUUAAUCAAUCAUGUUCUUGAUCACCUACAUUCCAAUGUGUGUGUGUAUACAGUUAAAUGUCUGCCUUCCUAUUCCCUGGUAGUUAUCUUGUAACUCUGCUGUAAGAACACACACACUUGCAGCAGGCAGGCGUGCCGGUUAGCUAAUAUUGUUAUCUCAGGGUUGUAUGGAGACCAUUGUAUAAAUGUCAUUAUUGUGUCUGUAGUCUUGUCUAGACCCCUCAAAUUCAAAUCUGGACCAUCGUUGCUUUUUUUCAAUUUUCCCCCUCUAGUCAGGGACUGGUUUAGACCUGGGACAUCAGGUGGGUGCAAUUAAUGAUCAGGUAGAACAGAACCAGCAGUACUCCAUACCUCGUAGGGUAAUAUUUGAAUACCCCUUGUCUAUAUUGGAUACUCCAGGUUAAAGCUUUAGAUUCUUAGUUAAAUGUCUUCUGUGAGAACCUGGAAGAAACGGGCUGCAACGGCGAGGUACUAUCUGAACUUGCCCAAUAAGGAACGCCUGUUCUUUUUUUCAUUGCACAAUGUUUUGAAACGUUUUGCUACAGUGUGCUCUAAUGAAUACAACCCAGAAGAGCAGAGGGGUGUGUCUCAGACCCUGGGCUGCAUUCAUUUGUUAUAUAUAUAUAUAUAUAUAUAUAUAUAUA
Messenger RNA from Salvelinus namaycush (lake trout), 2446 nucleotides. RefSeq names its product guanine nucleotide-binding protein subunit alpha-13-like. The record is from RefSeq and is a predicted model, not a curated record. Gene Ontology annotation, biological process: Rho protein signal transduction; adenylate cyclase-activating G protein-coupled receptor signaling pathway. Bases 79 to 1212 code for a protein of 377 amino acids. Lineage: Eukaryota; Metazoa; Chordata; Actinopteri; Salmoniformes; Salmonidae. Gene Ontology annotation, cellular component: brush border membrane; heterotrimeric G-protein complex. Gene Ontology annotation, molecular function: G-protein beta/gamma-subunit complex binding; GTPase activity; D5 dopamine receptor binding. The transcript is spliced from 6 exons.